UUUCUGAGCGGCGACGCUAAGGUGGGAAACGGUACGUUAGAUCACGGAAUUUGAAGUUAGUCGAAUAAUGGAAGAAUAGAAAGAAGCCGGUGGGUUAUGUCGUGUUAAUUGUCUCCGAAACUCGCUGUACUCUUCCGUUCGCAAGUUUUCACAUAUUUGUAAAAAAAAAAAAUACUACAGAAUGGAGCUAACCGACGAAAAUCUUUUAACGCUGAGCGCGUAUCUCAAGCAAACACUCGACCCCGACGUCAACGUCAGGCGACCCGCUGAAAAAUUUUUGGAAUCCGUCGAAGUGAACCAAAAUUAUCCCCUGCUAUUGCUUCAUCUGAUCGACAAGGCUGAAGUUGAUUUAGUCAUCAGAAUCACCGGCGCAGUCACAUUUAAAAACUACAUCAAACGGAACUGGAAAAUCGAUGACGAGACCGGAGAUCGCAUACACUCCGAAGAUCGCCUAGCUGUGAAACGAUUGAUAAUGAACCUGAUGCUUCACUCACCAGAAUCAAUCCAGAAACAGUUAUCGGAUGCUGUUUCCAUUAUCGGUAGACACGAUUUCCCUGAGAAAUGGCCAGAGCUCAUAGAUCAGAUGGUUGAAAAGUUUAAUACCGGUGACUUCCAUGUUAUAAACGGUGUUCUUCACACCGCUCACUCCCUAUUUAAGAGAUAUAGAUACGAAUUCAAGAGCCAGAGCCUUUGGACUGAGAUCAAAUUUGUACUCGAUCAGUUCGCCAAACCUUUGACUGAUCUUUUUUUGGCAACCAUGAAUCUUGCUCAAGUCCAUGCAAACAAUAUUGAAGCCUUGAAGGUUAUUUACAACUCCCUGGUCAUCCUGUGCAAAGUAUUUUAUUCAUUGAAUUUUCAGGACUUGCCUGAAUACUUUGAGGACAACAUGAAUGCUUGGAUGACCAACUUUCACAUGCUACUUACUGUAGAUGUGCCAGCGUUGAAAACAGCGGAUGAUGAAGAAGCUGGUGUAAUUGAACAGUUGAAAUCUCAGGUAUGCGACAAUGUCGGUCUAUAUGCCCAAAAGUACGACGAAGAAUUCCAGCCGUUCUUGCCCCAGUUUGUUACCGCAAUUUGGAAUCUCCUCACGUCGACUGGACAACAACCAAAAUUCGAUUCGCUGGUAUCUAAUGCUCUACAAUUUUUGGCCACAGUCGCCGAUCGCGCACAGUACAGGCAUUUGUUUGAGAAUCCGACAACUUUAGGAAGUAUAUGUGAAAAAGUGAUCAUACCGAACAUGGAGUUUAGAGAAUCUGACCAUGAAUUAUUUGAGGAUAACCCAGAAGAAUACAUAAGACGUGAUAUUGAGGGUAGCGAUGUUGACACGAGGCGACGUGCUGCCUGCGACCUCGUGAAAGUGCUGUCAAAAUAUUUUGAAGCAAAAAUUAUGGAGAUUUUCGGAUCCUACAUUCAGGUAAUGCUGCAAAAUUAUGCUGAAAAACCAACAGAAAAUUGGCGUAGCAAGGAUGCGGCACUGUACUUGGUCACGAGCAGUGCUAGCAAGGGUCAAACCCAAAAGCAUGGAGUAACCCAGAGUAGCGAUUUGGUAUCGCUGCCCCAGUUUGCGGUUCAACAUAUCGAGCCAGAGCUAGCAAAACUGAAUGUUAACGAAGUUCCAGUUCUCAAAGCAGACGCAAUCAAAUUCAUAAUGAUCUUUAGGUCCGUGUUACCCAAGGAAUUGGUCAUCGGUAGUCUGCCUCAUUUAGUCAGACAUCUCACCGCUUCGAGUUCCGUUGUUCACAGUUACGCAGCUUGUGCUAUUGAGAAAAUACUCACUUUAAAGGGACCUGACGGAGCUCUUUUAGUCAAGGGAGAAGUGCUCGGAUCUCUGGCAGCUGAAUUGCUCAAGGGAUUGUUUGCUACUCUAGAGAUUCAAGGCUCGGAGGAAAAUGAAUACGCAAUGAAAGCUGUGAUGAGAACGUUUUUCAUUCUGCAAGAGAGAGUCGUACCGUUCCUAGGUGACUUGCUACCUAAACUGACGGAAAAGCUAACGAUUGUAGCGAGAAACCCUAGGAGACCGCAUUUCAAUCACUAUUUGUUCGAGACUCUAAGUUUAUCCAUAAAAAUUGUAUGCAAAACAAACCCAGCUGCUGUCGCUUCCUUUGAACAGGCUCUGUUUCCAGUUUUUCAAGGAAUCUUACAACAAGAUAUUCAGGAAUUCAUUCCCUACGUUUUUCAAAUUCUUUCCCUUCUACUCGAACUCCAAACAGCUCCGGACAUUCCGGAGCCUUACAUGGCGCUCUUCCCGUGUCUGCUAGCUCCUGUCCUUUUCGAACGCCAAGCCAAUAUCCAUCCACUGACCAGAUUACUUCAGGCAUUUGUGAGCCACGGUCCUCACCAAAUUAUCACCCAAAACAAGAUCAGCGGCUUGUUGGGUGUCUUCCAGAAACUAAUUGCAUCUAAGGCUAAUGACGAUGAAGGAUUUCAUCUGAUGCAAACGAUAAUAGAACAUUUUCCUCCAAAUGCGCUUGAGCCUUACAUGAAGCAAGUGUUUGUACUGCUUUUCCAAAGGCUAACAUCCUCAAAAACGACUAAAUAUGUGAAAGGUCUCAUCGUAUUUUUCGCAACGUACGCUGUCAAGUACGGAGCCAGUAAUUUGGUCGCAAUAAUCGACCAAAUUCAGCCACAGAUGUUUGGCAUGGUUGUAGACCGUGUGUUAAUUGCAGAUUUGCAAAAGGUAUCCGGUGAAUCUGAGAGAAAAAUUACAGCCGUCGGAAUAUCAAAUCUACUCACAGAUUGUCCAGAAAUGUUGAACAGUCCAUACGAUGCCUACUACCCUCGGCUAUUGGCUACUUUGGUGGAGUUCUUCGAGCUCCCUCAAGAUGAGAGCACUCUACCCGAGGAUCAGGCUUUCCCAGAGGUCGAAGAUGCUCCCGGGUACCAAGCAGCCUACAGCAGGCUUAUUUAUGCCGGGAAUCCUAAGAAUGAUCCGCUCCAAAGUAUCGGUGAUGUGCGGCUCUAUCUGGCACAAGGUCUUGGUAAACUAUCACCGGGCCAGCUUCCCGGUUUGCUUGGUCAGAUUCCAGAACCUAACGCUAAUCAUCUAAGGAAUUAUCUCCAAACAGCCGGUAUUGGCGUUGCAUAAUACGAUCCGAACGUACGAAAUAGGCUUAAAAUUUACCUAAUGGCUCGUAGUAUCAACAAUAUCGAGCUCAGCGAAUUUUAACACGAUGCAAUGAUGUUUUUCAGUUUUCUUAUUCUCGUUUUUUUUU
This is a messenger RNA of Diprion similis, 3212 nucleotides long. It is a transcript of the gene Cse1, whose product is annotated as exportin-2. Gene Ontology annotation, molecular function: nuclear export signal receptor activity; small GTPase binding. The transcript has 16 exons. Gene Ontology annotation, biological process: protein import into nucleus; protein export from nucleus. The record is from RefSeq and is a predicted model, not a curated record. Bases 182 to 3085 code for a protein of 967 amino acids. Gene Ontology annotation, cellular component: cytosol; nuclear envelope. Lineage: Eukaryota; Metazoa; Arthropoda; Insecta; Hymenoptera; Diprionidae.